CUCUUCAUAGCACUCUCAGUUGUACUUGUACUUCUAUUUCUUCAUAAAAAGAAGUUUAAAUCUCUGACAUAUUUUCUAUCUUAGAAUUCCACUCAUUUGGCACUUUACAAUUUUUACAAUUUUAUAUUUCACAGCUGCAGAAACGUCUCUGACAGAAAAUGUUGCCUGCAACCUUCAAACUAUGUGCUGGCAUCUCCUACCGGCACAUGAGGAACAUGACAGGUUUGAGGAAGAAUGCCAUGGUGGCCAUUCACCAAGAGCUCAACAGACUGGCAGGUCCAGGCCCCAGCAACUGGAUCAGCCAGGUCCGACGACGAAGCUCCCUUCUCAGCUCACGGAUUGAAGAGGAGGAAGGGUACAGUGAGGAGGAGAUGUCCUAUGUGAGGCAAGGUGAGGAUGCACUGCAGAAGGCUAUCAGCAUCCUCAGUGAGCAGGACGGCUGGACCACUGAGACUGUAGCUGCAAACGGUGACAAAGUCUUGAGUAAGGUGUUGCCUGACAUUGGGAAGGUGUUCAAGCUGGAGGUAAUGCUUGAGCAGCAUCCCGACAAUCUGUAUGGGGAGCUGGUGGGCAACAUGGAGCAAAUGGGGGAGUGGAACCCUAAUGUCAAACAAGUUAAGAUUCUUCAAAAGAUUGGCGAGGGCACUAUGGUCACCCACGAGGAAUCGGCAGAGACACCUGGCAAUGUGGUGGGACCACGGGACUUUGUCAGCGUCCGCUGCGCCAAACGCAGAGGGUCCACCUGCUUCCUGGCUGGAAUGUCCACUCAGCAUCCCAAAAUGCCCGAACAGAGGGGUGUGAUCAGAGCGGAGAAUGGCCCUACUUGUAUAGUUAUGAGGCCAUCUGCUGAGGAUCCAAAUAAGACCAAGUUCACCUGGUUACUAAGUAUAGAUCUUAAGGGCUGGAUCCCAAAGACGAUUAUAAACAAAGUGCUCUCUCAGACACAGGUGGACUUUGCCAACCACCUCAGGCAAAGGAUGGCUAAUAAUGUUUCUCUGGAGAUGGUUCACGCCUGCUGACACAACAUGCUUCUAGAGGCUUGGCUGCAUGUGCACAACAGUGGCAAGAUCAAACCUGUCCAGUCCAAGUCUGAUAAAACUGCAAACAGCCACAAAAAGAUGAGAAAACCCUGGGGAGAUUAAGAGGAUCACAUGAAGAUAAUGCUUGUCUGAGAUCUUAGGACCGUCUUAGAAAUAUCUGAGCACACGUGCAUUGCAUCGUUUUAUAUUUGAUACAUGACACAGUUUCAAAUGCCAAAGGUUCCCUCAUUAGUCCACUCCACCUUUGCAGAUGAAUCGAGCCUGUAUAAGCAGUAAAGCCUGUGAUAUAUGGCCCAUUGUUUCUUUGUGAUAACACUCUUAGUAAUUUCCCCUCCCUUCACAGUGAAA
This is a messenger RNA of Myripristis murdjan (pinecone soldierfish), 1388 nucleotides long. RefSeq names its product steroidogenic acute regulatory protein (gene star). Lineage: Eukaryota; Metazoa; Chordata; Actinopteri; Holocentriformes; Holocentridae. The transcript is spliced from 7 exons. Gene Ontology annotation, cellular component: mitochondrion. The record is from RefSeq and is a predicted model, not a curated record. The coding region runs from base 159 to 1019 and encodes 286 amino acids. Gene Ontology annotation, molecular function: cholesterol transfer activity; cholesterol binding. Gene Ontology annotation, biological process: regulation of steroid biosynthetic process; intracellular cholesterol transport; steroid biosynthetic process.